This is a messenger RNA of Sodiomyces alkalinus F11, 1110 nucleotides long. Its product is annotated as NAD(P)-binding protein. The coding region runs from base 181 to 1110 and encodes 309 amino acids. Gene Ontology annotation, cellular component: cytoplasm. The transcript is spliced from 3 exons. The record is from RefSeq and is a predicted model, not a curated record. NCBI's taxonomy places the organism in Eukaryota, Fungi, Ascomycota, Sordariomycetes, Glomerellales, Plectosphaerellaceae. Gene Ontology annotation, molecular function: oxidoreductase activity, acting on the CH-OH group of donors, NAD or NADP as acceptor.
AAGCCGCCCUCUCCCCCGUGGUAGUCGCAUCCAGAGAAUGAAGUUUGAAGAUUAUCAUCCCCCCCGCCCCUUUUUUCCCCCCAUUUUUCUUUUCCCUUUGCAACGGACUCGGUUCUACGCGGGAAGGUCCCUUGGAUCCCAUUGAAGCUACACUCUUAGAUUCCCUGUCCGUUUCUGAAAAUGGACUCCGUCAAAGGCAAAUAUGCCGUUGUAACGGGAGGUGGUUCAGGCAUUGGCCUGGCUUUCGUCCAACUCCUACUCUCAAAGGGGUGUUCCGUCCUCAUAGGCGACCUCAAGCUCCGCGACGAAGCAGCCGAACUGCUGACCCAAUACCCCCACCCGCCAACGAAAGACGACAGGCCCUCGGUCCUCUUCCAGGAGACGGACGUGGCGUCGUGGCCACAGCUCCACCGCCUCUGGGACCGCGGGCUCUCGACCUUCCCGCGCAUCGACAUCCUCUGCCCCGCCGCCGGCAUAUUCGAACCGGCGUGGAGCAACUUCUGGCAGCCGCCCAAGACGGCCACGAACCCGGACUCGCCCUCGCGCGACCGGCCGACGCCGAGCCGGGGACGUACGCCGUCUUCGACCCAGAGGGAGCAGAGGGAGCAGAGGGAGCAGGGGGAGCAGGGGGAGCAGGGGGAGGGGGGCGGCGGCCGCGGGUGCAUCGUCUUCGUGAGCAGCGUGGCGGGCCACACGACGGGGCUGGGGUCGCCGCUCUACUUCGCGAGCAAGAACGGGCUGACGGCGUUCGUGCGCAGCCUCGGCGACCUGCACGGGGCGCUCGGCAUCCGGUGCGCCGCGGUGGCGCCCGGGGCGGUCAUGACGCCGCUGUGGCUCGACGAUCCCGAGAAGGUGGCCUGGCUGGAGAAGGGGCCGGGCGUCUCGGCCAACUCGAGCAAUUUCUGCACCGCCGAGGAGAUUGCCGAGUCGAUGCUCCUUCUCUGCAGGGAGGGCGAGGGGGGCACGAUUCUGGAAGUCACGCGUGGUGGGAGCAGAGUCGUGCCGCAGUAUAACGCUGAGCCUCCUUCUUCGGUUGGCGUCAUGGUGUCGGGGUAUUCCGAGGCGAUCGCUGAGCUGCGGGCGUCGUUGAAGAAAGGGUUGAAGGUGUAG